UUUUUCAAUAAUUGUAACACAUCCAAUUGGGAAAGAAAUAAAGAAAAAGAUCCAUUAAUUUGAUGCUUUCAAUCAAAUUAAAGAGUCGUUAAAAUGUGCCUUUCCUAUUGGUGACCUCUACGCACAAGCAAUUAAUUAUCUCCAAAAAUAAAUUAAGAGUGCAUGUCUUGAUCAUAUCAUCCAUCCGCGGGGAUUUAUUAGACUCCAUCGAUCGAUGGCAUCUUUGUAUAACCAUUACGUUGCUACCACGUCAUUCCUCGACAAACCAUCAAAAUCUAUUUCCGGAUUAAACCACGUUCAUUCCUUCUCGAUACCUAACCUUGUUGUUAAGAAUCGGUUUCCAAGAAUCUGUGCUGAAGCGGUUGUUGGUUUAGAUGGUCAUCAUGGCUGUAACAAAAUCGUAAAUGAUGAUAAAGAGUAUUAUGAUCGUAAAGACAAGCUGGAUGAAUGGGUCCAAGGUUCAGUUACAGAAAUAGUGAAAAACAUAAGACAAGUGCCUUUACUUGUUCAGAUUUACGCUAAUGGGGAGGUGAAAACGGAGAAAGCUGUAAAAUCAAAAAGCUGGCCAAAUGUGAUUACAGAGAGAUCGUCUUCACCACCCGAGGGUAUUAUACUUGUGGAAGAGAUCAAGGAGAGCAAGAACCAAGAAUACAGUUUUGAAUUAAACGAAGAAGGGGGCACUAAAGCUUUCGGAGUUCUUAUUCAAGGUAAAACUACAGGAAGAUACGAUGGAUGUAAGUCGGCAUGUUACUUAUUGGAAACAACGUGUAACUUUGAUUAUGGGGCGGGGUUUACUUGUAGUCAUUUUUGUUUGAUGAAAGUGAAGAGCUUUAAUGAAUCUGCAUCUUCUCAGUUGAAAAGUUGUUGGCUGGUUGAUUGAAUUGGAAUGGCAGUUUGAGAUACAGUUCAAGACUCGAUGUAAAUGAUACAUUGUUCAAAAUGAUUGGGGUUUUCAUAAUGACCGAAACUUGGUUAAUUGUGAAAUUUCCAAAAUAUAAUUGCUAAAGCCAUAAUCUAAUUAUAUAUGGUUUUAAUUCUAUUGUGUAGCUUGACUAUGUAGUUAUUGUAUUUUAUUCAUAACAGGUUGAUCCUUGUAUGCAAUUAUAUUCGAUCUUAACAGAUUCAUUCAUAUCA
Messenger RNA from Erigeron canadensis, 1134 nucleotides. RefSeq lists its product as uncharacterized. The transcript has a single exon. Lineage: Eukaryota; Viridiplantae; Streptophyta; Magnoliopsida; Asterales; Asteraceae. The record is from RefSeq and is a predicted model, not a curated record. Bases 215 to 880 code for a protein of 221 amino acids.